AUGGCUCGCAAUGCCGGAAGAGGUGCAUUGGGCCUGCGUGUUACAACACAACUGACUCAACGUCAACAGGAAAAGCGAUACAGGUCAAUGCAAGAACAUAUUCGACGCGCACAUCCAGACUACUACAUCCCUAAACUACCUGCUACCGAGGAGAGUUUUCAAUUGAUGAUCAGCACCCCGCCCUCCCAAAGACCACAACAACCGUCUCAACCUACGGCGGUGGCGCCGGCGAGAAGAGGCCCUUCGGAUGCGAGUGAUCAUACCCCAUUAUUGGAACAGCCAGCAACACUCACUGGGCAACCUCCAGCGACAGCCAAUGCCGCUGUCGCUCUGGCACAACUGCACAACUGGGACUCUGAUUUUGACGUGUUCCCAGAUUCAGACUACAGACGCGAUACGUCGGGUCUUGAAUUACCAUCACUACGUGCACAGUUCCACGAAGAUACCUUGCCACCUUUCCAACCCUCGCGCACACGCGAAUUAUUACCAUCUAUUUUGCAAUCACCUAGCGGCCGGUACUCAUCUUUACCACCCAUUCAGCGGCGCGACAAACUACAACGACCCCGAAAACCUUCCAUGGGGCAAAAUGCGCGCAAGGGCAAGCACGAACGCGGAAAGUCUAGGGAAUUCUCGGCUAAAGAAUUCUCCCGAAGGUUGAGCGUCGAAGGCCGCAAAGCUAUGUCUGCUGAACCGCCAACGGCGGCUUGGGUCCAAGGCAAGAGAUGGGAGGACCUGAUCGAGGCCGCGACCAGUGCUACAGAAGCUGAUGAUGAUCGUGAUCUCACUCCCAUGCCACAAUCGCCAAACUUUCCGCCCUCUGCGAGCACUACAGCGGCCAGCACCCAUCCCACCACUGCCACGACCGGUCGUAGGCUGUCCGCGGCGGAUAGCGUCACCGCCAGUGGAGGUGCGAACAAGAGAUCAUCCCUACCGCCGGGAUUCCGUCCCUUCGGCCAUCACCUGCAACCUCAGCACGGGCAGUACAAUGCCUCUCCGCUGCAGCGCACGUUGACGCCACCGCCACCAGACUCCCUGGGACCGAACGAGCCCGAGCCUUUUCCUUCAGUCGAGUCAUUGGAGAGCGCGGGAUCUGGGCAGAAUUUCCACAUCUCGGGAUCCGGGCUGCCCACGUCGGCGUCUUCCAACGAUAACACUAGUCCGCUGCAACACCAUUCACACCCUUACCAGCACUCCCAGUCGUCUUCCUUUGGCAGCAAAUCGGAAGUACUGGAAAUAUAUUGCGCAUCGUGCGGUCGACCAUGGUUGCUCAAAAAUGCAUUUGCCUGCACGGAGUGUAUCUGUGGCGUCUGCAGCGAUUGCGUUGGACAGAUCAUCAGCUCUCCUGUGGUCACCGUCCAACCAGGAUACGCGCCGAUGCGCCGCGGCUGCCCCCGCUGCGGAGUCAUGGGCGGGAAGUGGAAGCGAUUCCAACUCGAUUUUCGAUAA
Molecule: messenger RNA, 1446 nt
Organism: Rhinocladiella mackenziei CBS 650.93
Lineage: Eukaryota; Fungi; Ascomycota; Eurotiomycetes; Chaetothyriales; Herpotrichiellaceae
Exons: 5
Coding region: 1-1446 (481 amino acids)
Source: RefSeq, a predicted model, not a curated record